Oncorhynchus masou masou (cherry salmon) is the source of this 1548-nucleotide messenger RNA. RefSeq names its product mitochondrial ribosomal protein L30 (gene mrpl30). Gene Ontology annotation, molecular function: structural constituent of ribosome. Bases 59 to 535 code for a protein of 158 amino acids. Gene Ontology annotation, biological process: translation. The transcript has 6 exons. Gene Ontology annotation, cellular component: mitochondrion; large ribosomal subunit. The record is from RefSeq and is a predicted model, not a curated record. Lineage: Eukaryota; Metazoa; Chordata; Actinopteri; Salmoniformes; Salmonidae.
AAGUGACUGCUAUACUGACGGCUUCCGGUGAGUGUCACUUGUCAACCAACAAGUAAAUAUGGCUAUGCUAUGUCGUGGUCUUCACAUACCUUCCCCAAUUCAGGCUUUAACAGAAACUACGCCCCUGCCUUGGUUAAUUUCAUUCCGAAGCAAGUUCACCAAAGCACGGAUCCCACAAGAGAUCCUGGAUGAGCGGUCUCAAGAGCAUGAGAAGUAUGGUGGAAACCAGGAGCAGCCCCAUAAGCUGCACGUGGUGACGCGGGUCAAGAGCACCAUGCGCCGGCCCUACUGGGAGAAGAAGCUAGUGGAGGGACUCUGCUUGCAGAAGGCGUAUGUACCUGUAAUUCACAAGAACAUCCCUUCAGUCAACAACCAGCUGAAAUUCAUCAAGCAUCUUGUGAGGAUCCAGCCACUGAAGCUUCCCCAUGGUCUCCCUGCUGAGGAAGACAUGGCCGACACCUACCUGAACAGCAAAGGAGAGCUGAUCGUACGACGCCUCCUCAAACCUGUAGAGGCCAAAGCCAUCGAGUCAUAGCCAGCACUACUCUAUACCCAAGCCAUUUUGUCAGUGGUUCUGUUUGAAUACUGAAAAUGCAUCCUCCCUUCCUCAAAGUAAUCACUGACAUGACUGGAUUGGCUGUGUGGUGGAUUCCAUGCUUUCACCUAUCCAAUCUGUAUUGAACACAAAUGAAUGGUUUUACAGUCUGGCCUACCAGAAAUCAGCUGUGAUUCAAAUUACUAUAUUAGUGAAAUCCUUGUACCUGUGUUCAUUCUAGACCUGGACUGAGAAAAACUUCUAUAGCUCACUCCUUUGUAUUAUAUUUCAAAUAAAAACAUUAACAUAUACAAAAUACAUCCAUGCAAUCGAAGUCAGAGGAAAAUAAUAUGCCAGUGAUUUUUUUUUUUACCUUUAUUUUACUAGGCAAGUCAGUUAAGAACAAAUUCUUAUUUUCAAUGAUGGCCUAGGAACAGUGGGUUAACUGCCUGUUCAGGGGCAGAACGACAGAUUUUGUACCUUGUCAGCUCGGGGAUUUGAACUUGCAAACUUUCGGUUACUUGUCCAAUGCUCUAACCAGUAGGCUACCCUGCCGUGAUGAUCAAGCCCAUUUUUAUAGAAAAACUCAAACCUGUGCUACUAAUCACAUUGACACAAAGGAGGUGGCUGUGGAAUGCAGCUGACCUUGGCACUUGGUUGUUGCUCAAAGGAGGUGGCUGUGGAAUGCAGCUGACCUUGGCACUUGGUUGUUGCUCAUGAAAAGCUGGAUUGAAGUUUCCCCCCACAAAUUGUGUCGACAACUGACAUGGAUCGAUGAUAAUUUAGCUAGCCAUAGUGUUAGCAAGGAUGAUUAUUUAAUGUUAAAUGGUAACAGCAUCAGGUCUGAGAGUUUCCAGUUCUAGACUUCAUUUGGAAUCAAUGAGUCAGUUAGGGUAGAAAGUUCAUUGGCUCAGAUAGGUAUCCUUUUCUUUGCAGGUUGGAAAUAAACAACCAAAAAGCACUUGAAUGUAAUUAAAUAUGAACUCAUGAUUAAGUCCACACACACACACACA